AUGUUCAUGUUGCCCGAAACCGUUUUUCUGUAUUUUUAUCCUAUUUCUUCGUCUAAUUCUUGCUUAUUUGGAGUAAGUUUCACGAGGAAGCCUUAGUGGCUACGCCAAACGUGGAGCUUGGACAAGGCCAGCCUCGUGCCGCAAUUCUCGGAUCUCUUUGACCUCGAAACUCAGCCGCGCCCGCGCUUAAGCUUCUCCAUAAAGCCAAACUGAACCGAAGAGUCGCGCGCCUCCAUCCUUCAAAUACAUCGCGACCUCACUCCCUCACCAACGUCUCCUUCGGCGCCUAUCGCCAAUUCGACCAUCAUGUCAUCUUCAGCUCCUCGCACAGGCGAGCGCUUGGUUCACCAGGACUUCAUCGCACGCAUCCGAUUCUCCAAUGCGCUCCCUCCACCACCCCAUCCUCCUAAGCUGCUCGACAUACCCAAUACUGGCCUUGCUAGCGGUCAAUAUACGACGCCAGGCUUUGCUUCGCGCCUUGCAAGGGAGCAGCCGCUGAAUAUUGAGGCGGAUGCUGAACUGGGAAUGCCCCUUGACUUGGUCGGCAUGCCUGGUGUUUUCGAUGGCGAUGAACGAUCUAUUCAAGCUCCUCCUCAUCCUCCUGCUCUUCAUCCUCACGAUCGACCCCUUCUAAGACCCAUUGCCGCUCUGGGAAAACACAAGGUCGCAGAAGCCAAUGUUUCUUUCCUUCGCCGAACAGAAUAUAUCUCUUCCACUGUCACAAAGCGACAAGAUGGUGCUGCACCUCGCGCCCUACUCACUAAAGCCAACAAGAACCGACGCAUCCCGGAGCCUGCAGCCGAUGCUCCUCAUGUCAUUAAGCGCAAGAUUGACAAGGGCUUCGACAUUGCUGAGCAAGAGUUCAAAGACCCCAAACGCGCCAAACACCCGAGCAAGAGAAAUCUCAAGGUUGUCGAUGUGUCGCCUUUCAUCCCAGAUCUCGAAGCUUUCCCCGACUCAGGCGCGUACGUUACGAUCAAAUUCCACCAGAACCCCGUGGUUAGCACAAAGGAUUACGACCGGCGUCUUCUCAGUGGUUUGUUCCGGCCCAUUGAUCGGACAGCCGAAGAGGAAGAAGCGUAUGAGGCAGCUGUGGCAGCUCACGAGCAAGAUCCUGAAAAUAAUCCCAAACCUCAGAACUGGAUGAAUUUUGAUUAUUAUUUGGCAGCAACACCUGACGUAGGGGAUCGUUUCCGUCGCAAGUUCGAUGUUGAGGACGCCGACCACAACGAAGACGAACUUUAUACUCAUGACUCUGUCAACGGUGGAUGCUUCCAAUAUAACCGGCUCAGAGCGUAUGAGACAGCUCAGGAGACCAAUUACGACCACGAGACCAAGUUCGAUGCAGAGGUUCUCCUGGCUUACAACGAGGACACUUUCUAUCCCAACCAGAAGGCCGUAUACUACUAUCCUGUUAUGCAGAAAUCUGUAAUUCGACCCCAGCGAACAAAGAACAUUGCGCGGAACAUUGGUAUCACCGAUGAGGAGCAAGUCGUUGACCAGCUCGACGUCACUGUCGAAGACCCAAGAGAGGAUAUUCGUGAGAUGAUCAAACAACAUCAUGAUCACCCCCUUGGCACAGGACAGGCCGAUGAGGAAGAAGGGCAUGAGGAGGAGCACCACGAGGGCCAGGACGCUGAAGGCGAGGAGGAAGCAGAACACCAUCGGGUCAGCAGCCCAGCAGGUCGUCGCUCAAGCUAAGACGAACGCGGUGUACUCUAGAGGAAAAGAGAACAAAAGCCCAUGUCCUUUGGGGAGAUUGUGAUAUAUACUUCGAGACAAUUGACAGUUGCGAGGACAGAAAU
Molecule: messenger RNA, 1805 nt
Organism: Fusarium redolens
Lineage: Eukaryota; Fungi; Ascomycota; Sordariomycetes; Hypocreales; Nectriaceae
Product: RNA polymerase II-associated
Exons: 3
Coding region: 307-1701 (464 amino acids)
Biological process (GO): transcription elongation by RNA polymerase II
Cellular component (GO): Cdc73/Paf1 complex
Molecular function (GO): RNA polymerase II complex binding; chromatin binding
Source: RefSeq, a predicted model, not a curated record